Molecule: messenger RNA, 2935 nt
Organism: Betta splendens (Siamese fighting fish)
Lineage: Eukaryota; Metazoa; Chordata; Actinopteri; Anabantiformes; Osphronemidae
Gene: nrsn1
Product: neurensin 1
Exons: 6
Coding region: 123-725 (200 amino acids)
Biological process (GO): nervous system development
Cellular component (GO): neuron projection; neuronal cell body; transport vesicle
Source: RefSeq, a predicted model, not a curated record
GGGGGGGGGAGGGGAAGGGAGGAAGCGAGAGAGGUGACUGUAGAGUGAUGGGACCCGGCUGAGGAGACAGCAGCGAGUGAUCACUCUCCGAGCUGGUAAUGACAGGCAGACAAAUGUGAAGGAUGACGUCCUGUGCAGACAUCUGUGGGUCAGAGUAUGGUGAACAAGCUCAAGCCAGCGGGAACUGCCAGCAAUAUGGAGUCCGCUCCUACCUACACCAGUUUUAUGAGGAGUGCACAGCUUCUAUCUGGGAACGUGACGAAGAUUUUCAGAUUCAGAGAUCGCCAAGCAGGUGGAGCUCUUUACUCUGGAAGGUCUGUCUCGCGUUCGGGACCCUGAUCUUGUUUGCGGGCCUCAUAGUUGUUCUGGUGGGUUACGCCACUCCACCCAGGAUCGAGGCGUUUGGGGAGGAUGAUCUACUUUUUGUUGACAGCCACGCUGUUAGUUUCAACCGUGCGCUGGACGUCUGCAAGCUGACUGGAGCGGUGCUGUUCUGUGUGGGAGGAACCUCCAUGGCUGUGGGUCUCCUGUUGUCUGCCUUCGCCAAAAGCUACUCCAAAGAAGAGCUAUACCUGCAGCAGAAGUUCAAGGAGAGGUUAGCGGAUCUGCACGCAACAGUCGGUACCCCCAUAAUGAGAGCACCGACCCCAGGCGAGGGCAAGGUGCCGGUCACACUCUCCAAAGUCCAGAACAUUCAGCCAACAACCACAAAGUCGGAGACCUGACAGAAGUCCAGAAGAAGACAUCAGCGUGGAUGAAAUGUAACCGGUGUGUGUGAACCGCGGGCGAGUGUGUGCGUGUGAGCGAACGUGUGUGUGUGCAUUUUCUCUUUUGAAAGGUCGGCUUACAUGACUCAUCGAGCUGCUUCUGCAUCUUCCUUCACCGUACUGUAUUUAAUUUGAAACUCUUAAGGUCACACACCGGAGGUUUAUUGAUGUUUAAUAGAGUCAAGGGUUGUGUUUUUACUUGAACAUCACUUUUAUGGAGCUUCUAUCUAACAAACGGGAAAAGUAAGCAAGCCCCAUAUCAACAGAAUAACGCCACUGAAGACUGUCAUUGUUUCACAUUUGUCCUGUGGCUUAUCAACCCAUAACCCGAUCAAACAUGCCUUCUUUAAAUUUCUAUACAGUCAAGCUGUGAGCAGUGAGAUUAGUCUUUUCAUGCCAGGAUUGUUAAAGGAUUCUUCAAUUCACUGAUGUGCUGUGUGAGUGCUCUGAAUGUCUUACCUCACAUUACAGUAAGUGUUGCUUACACGCAACAAGCCAAGGGAAGUCUCAAGCGUCACACAUUCACCUGGAGGCAGACACGAGCAUAAACAAGCUGAAUGCCAGACUUCACGCUGACAUUUCCCUCAGCCUUGUUAAGCGUCUGACCUGCUUUCCAUCAGUAAAUCUUCAGACAGGAUCAAUAGACAAGAGGCGAGAGAGUCAGAUGAAAGCUAGACUGAACCAGGCACAACAUGCAGAACAGCGUAGCCUUAAGUCCUUCACCUUCCUGCCUGUGUUCUUCCCUUUCCUCCUCCUCUCAUUCGGACAAAUAUGAGGAUGCGGGCGCGCGCUUGCACAUUGUUGCGCCAUUCAGUCCAGAGGUUGUCAGUUAUGAGACAGAAGGUGGUGGGGGAAAAAUAUGCAGGUCAAAAAAACAAAAAAGGAAACAAGGACAGAGCAAGGUGUGUGUGAGACGUGAGUCACGCGUGUGUUACAUCACGGGGAGAUGAGGGAGCACGCGCUGCUCUCCAGUGGCUUCACACCCGAUACAUCCUGUUUGGAGGCGCUCCUUGUUUUUGGUCUGCGAUGCUUUAGAUAUGAUAACUACAACUUCCUGUGGUUGCUCACAGGACGUAUGUUACGCUAAACCAAACAAUACUCAGCUUAUACGAUCAUUUUCGUCGACUCUGAUUUAACGAUACUCGUGUAAUAUGGAGCUGUGGUUCUCCAUUGUUUUUACAGCCUGUGUUCCCGUCCCACCUGCCGCUGUAUUAACCUGGUUAAUAUAUGUACAGCGGGGACAAACAGGCUGGCUGAGGCGGAUUAUUACAUGGAGAAGGUGAUACGGUGAUUAAUAAAUGCAUUCUCAGCCGGUGUCACCGCUCAGGUGUCGGGCCUCACGAUCACAGCGGCUCAGCAAAUGGAGAGAGGCUUCUCCAGUGAGGUGAAGCAAAGCAACACUGUUUUUAUUUGAUGUAAAACACGAUGUCAUGCGGUAAAAUUGAGAUAAAUUUCAUGUUAGUUUCGCACCAAAGGAGCAGUGCGUCAUUGUCAUCUGAUGUCGUCACAUUCACCACACUGUGUCACAAGAGACCAGUCUAACGUGUGAUGUUUAUAGCAGCCUGGAGUCAUUUAUUGGAGACUAACGUGCAUCCAGACAGUUCAAUUGUCUUCAAAUUCAUGGAGCAACAAUUCAACUUGUGAUUUUUCAUGUAAAAGAAUGAGUGGCUGUGACCAUGUAAGUUGACCUUUUAAUGUCACUGUCUACUGUCAUGCCUUGUCUUUCAUUAUUGUGUCUGUCCUCUGGAGACACACAACACAAACACGUAACUCAAACUGAUAUUUCAGACUAUUUCAAGGGACUCACUCAACCAUCGUUAAGCUGCAAACGUACAGAACAUGAAGAAAAGCUAAGCUAAACAAACCUCCCGGUGUGGUCACCCUGGUAGUAAGUGCUCAGUAACGUGACUUGUAGUUCCAUGCUGUGACUUGUAAGAUUUUAUGUUUUUCACUUUUUUUUUUAACUGACCAAAGCGUAUCAGCAUAUCAAUCCCCAAAUCCAUGAUAGGGUAAAACACUAACUGUCAUGACUCAAGGUACAGGUACAGUGUGUCUGUAUUGGGAGGUUGAAUUGGAUAAUGGACAACCACACUAUAUCAAAGUCUAUUUAUACAGCCUGUCUAUUUCACAAAGAACACAAUAAAUCUCAAAUAUCUGCAGCUCAAAAA